ACUUUGGUCAUCCAGUAAUUUAUUUUUUAAAACCAUCUUAAAAAUGCCUUGGCUACCAUCUGAUCAUGCUUAUACUAAACACUGGUCUGAAAGCUACCUCACUGAAAACAGUCAUGUGCUGCCUUUAAAAGAAGUUUUAAACUCUGAAGAUAUAUUUGACAGUUACUCCAAAAGUAGUUCCUCAGAGGAAGAGAUUUCAGAUGAUGAGAUUGAUGUUGAAACUGUGUCCGAUCCUCCAGCUGUUAUCGGAUCAUCCUCGUGGCAUUGUGCGGAGCAGAAAGCGAGGAUGCAAAUGAACGAAUGUGAGCGUCAUGUCACCGGUAUGAGUAAAGGGAAUCCUCUUCUUUUCACAGACGAGAGAGAAUCGGUGUGGGAGGAAAACAUUAACAAAUCGUCAUGGGGUGUACUAGAGACAAAAAUAUUUAACAAAGUUGUAAAAAUUUUGCAAAGUGAGAAGCUGUCCAGACUAGCAUAUAAAGGGAUGCCCAAAGAGAUUGUUUUACGUCGUUUAUCAGUUGAUAAAUCAGCCUCGUGUUUGAGGGAAGCGCUCGCUGACAUCGGGUGGCCGAUUAAAAUAACGCAGUGGUUGCAUCUGCUGCUUAUUGAAAACUUACCAAUGACUUUGCUCUCUUAUUAUCUCGAUAUUAUGCAAACAUUAAGAUCUAAGGUUCCUAGUUUAAUUGAACGAAUGAUUAUGCCGUCACGUGAUACAGGCUCUGCUGCCACCGAAAGGUUAGGAAUCCUAUUAAAGCGACCUUGGGAUCCAGCAGUUACUGCUGUUGUUUCUGAUAUGAAACAGAAACUGAAUCAGCCGGUAUUAUUCAUUGUUGUGCAAUGUACCGUGUCACAAUCAACCUUACCUGUGACAUCACGAAGACUUCGCUUUUGGAAUUCACUCCUUAGUCAGAUUGGAAAGGUAGUACAAGUGGGAGCAACAAUGGACGACAAUGAUGGGAACACAGAUAAAGCAUCGUGGACCGUUCAAGAACUUGCAGAAACCACUUUACGUAACGUGUGCAACCGUGUUCGAGAGCUUAGUGUACGAAACGCAAACAGAAAAGUUGUUCUUAUAGGAUGGCACACAGCUAGUUUAAUCAACUGUCAUGUUGCGCUCACAGAACAUGUAUCAGCUGUUGUGUGUCUUGGUUUUCCUCUGUAUAAUAUGUUCGGCCAGCGUGGGUCAGUGGAUGAUGUAUUGUGUGAGAUGAAGAGGCCAACGCUCUUUAUCAUUGGAGACAAAUCUUCCUCCUGCAGGAUCAAUGAUCUUGAAGAUCGGAGGUUGAAGUCCUUCACGAAUGCUGUGACGCAGUCCGUGCUGAUUCAUGGAGCUGAUGAUUGGUUGCGCAUCACUGAGAAGAUGAAACUACAGAAUGUUGUCACUCAGUCCAUGGUGGACAGGUUGAUAUUGGAAGGUAUAUGUGAGUUUCUGCUCACCAUAUAUUCCCCUGCUGGUGAAGCAUUAGAAAAGGCCUCUGCUGGAACCAACAAUUCGAAAUACUUUGCCGAGGUAGCAGAACUUGAAAGAAAACAUGGCACCACGAAUUCUCCUGGCUCGUCUCAACUUAAUCAGUUCCUAUCUAACCAGAAACACUCAGAAGAAGGCAAACGGCAGUCAUCGAAAAUACAAGGUCUAUCAUUUAAUCUACAAACUGGUUCCAUCAGUGGCUUGACCUCUGUUCCUGGUACUGACGUCAAUCGUUCAGACGCGGGGUCACGGUUCAGAGGUCAUGGUUCAUCUUCAAGGUCAAAAUCGCCAGCCAUGUCUAGUGAACAAUCAUCACGAAGUAUUACAAUUGAUCUGACAAAGGAUCCAAACAGCCAGUUGUCAUCCGCAUUAUCCAAACGAAAAUCGCAGUUUCUUUCGCCAACUGAAAGUCAGACCGAAGCAGCGGUUGCCGCCAUCUUGGGAAGUCCGCCCGAGUCGAAGAUUAAUUCGACGCCGCCACAAGCUUCUAUUUCCGCAGCAUCGCCUGGUUUGAAGAAAAGAAUGCCUCACACAACAGUGCUGCCAACGUCUUCAAGCUUCGGACGAUAUUCCUCUAGCGGCGCUGGAGCACCCAACGCAACUCAUGUCGACUCCGCAACUCCGUCGUUUUCAUUAACUCUGGGUGGCAGCAUCGGGAAGCUAUCAACGCAAUCAAUGAAACCGAAACCGGAAGCCACUUCAUCCACGGGAACUCCUGGCUCCUUCAUCGAACGUUACCAAUCAUUUGUCGCAUCCAGGAGCAGAAGGGAGGAUAGGGAGACGCUCCAAGCAACAUCCAUCCUGGAGCAACUCACUAGCUCCUUGGAUGCAGGGAAGGAGCCAACAUCAAGGUCCGCAUCACCGGAAGAUUUAUCAGGUAGUCUCAUGUCGCAGUUGGACUCUAGUCGACGUCAUAGUUUCGACAAUGUUACGCCACGGGGCUCGCAGCCUUACCGACCACGUGGGUCGCGAGUACGCACUCGGGGGAGUUCCCGGCCACCCAGGGGUUCAAGUUACCCCAAGAAAAUGGUAGUGGGGCAAAGUGGGUCAGGGGGUAUGUCAAGUGAAGCCCAACCCGGAGAUGCGAAAAACAACGUUGUUAGGUAUGUCCUCUCCUCCGGAGGUCUUACUGCCGCUCAAUCCAGGAGCGACAACCGUCACAUGACAUUUAUGCAAAACAAGAAAUCUUUCCAAGUCUCCCCUCAACCCCGAAACCUUACUGUGACGUCACAAUCCAAAUUUACACCUCACAAGAGCAUGAUGCCGACUGCAACAUCCGCACUUAAAAGAGCAUCUUCUACUCCUCUGGUGGACCUAGUGUUAGGAUCAGCAACCGCAUCCGAUAGUUCUUCUUCCACGAAACGUCCAACCUUGCCCGGGCAAAUCCAGAAAUCUUUACAGCCUGCCGUCGGCUCCCGAACCCUUUCUCCAGCAUCCGGAGUCGGCUCUUCUCAGCGAUCCUCAGUAAAACUUGCUCCCAAGCUCUUCGACCUCUUCCCGGGUAAUGUCUCUCAGAAGAGCCAGCCAACCCCCGGAAGAUCUGUGGUUUACCUUCGUGAUAAGAGCAUGGGAGGAACACGCAACCUGGAAGCAAAGUUAAUUAAAGUUAUUAAAAACCAAAAGAAACCGAUGAUGUCUCCUGGGCCGAGCAAAUCGAUCACUAAAGUACAAAUGACUCCAGGAAAGGCUGGUGAACGCCACAUGCUAAGUAUAACACGACCCCGACCGACUGUCGCUCUUCAAAAUGCCGAAAAAUCGGUACAAAUUUCAACAGUGGCACCAACGCCAGCCAAUCCUGUUUCCACGCAAGGUGAAAUCGUAAACAAGUCGUUAGACUCGUAAGUGUCAGCAUGUAUCUUUAAAUGCUGCUAUGUUUCCCACACUGCCACAAUACAAAACUUAAAAUGUAA
Ciona intestinalis (vase tunicate) is the source of this 3375-nucleotide messenger RNA. RefSeq lists its product as uncharacterized. The record is from RefSeq and is a predicted model, not a curated record. NCBI's taxonomy places the organism in Eukaryota, Metazoa, Chordata, Ascidiacea, Phlebobranchia, Cionidae. Gene Ontology annotation, biological process: positive regulation of transcription by RNA polymerase II. Gene Ontology annotation, cellular component: NSL complex.